AUGAGACUGAACCCAACGAAAUGCGCCUUCGGUGUAUCUUCAGGAAAGUUUCUCGGGUUCAUGAUCAGUCAGAGAGGGAUCGAGGAGAAUCCCGAAAAAAUCAAGGCCAUAAUUGACAUGGGGAGGCCAAAGACACAAAAAGACAUUCAGAGCCUUACCGGACGUGUCGCCGCCUUAACACGCUUCAUUUUCAAGGCUACUGACAAGUGCGUACCGUUCUUUAAAGCCUUGAAAGAGGGAAAACAACAUAUCACAUGGACUGCCGAAUGCGACAAGGCAUUUCAAGACUUAAAGAACUACAUGAACAAAGCACCGUUGUUGUCAAAGCUACUUCCAAGGGAAGUUCUAUUUCUUUAUCUCUCAGUAUCUAGCACUACCGUCAGCUCAGUGUUGAUACGUAGGCUGGAGAAAGCAGAGCUACGAAUCUUCUACGUCAGUAAGGCAUUGCAGAAUGCGGAGAUUCGGCUCCACCCAUACUUCCAAGCGCACGAAACCACAAUCUUAACCAACCAACCACUUUGGCAGGUACUCCAGAAGCCGGAAGCAUCCAGCCGAUUGAUCAAAUGGGCAAUUGAGUUAGGAGAGUUCGAUAUACAGUUCAGGCCAAGACCUGCGGAGAAAGGACAGGCCGUCGCUGACUUCAUCUCCGAGCUUACACCUUCGGUAGCACUGGAGCUAGCCAGUUCAAAUAUUGACGCUAGGGAACCAGGCAGAACCUCCAACAAUGAGGCGGAGUAUGAAGCCUUUUUGGUCGGCCUUCGGUUAGCCAAGAGCAUGAGCGCAAAACAAAUCAGCAUUCACAGUGACUCUCAUCUCAUAGUGAAUCAGAUAACGGCAGACUUUGCAGCCAGGGAUGCCUCAAUGUCAGCCUACUUAUCAACUACACACCAACUCCUUAAAGAAUUUCAGGCCUACGAGAUUCGACAGAUCCCAAGGAUGAAAAACAGUUAUGCCGAUGCGCUGGCACAACUAGCUAUGGCCAUUAAUGACAAGGUUGGUAGAAAGGUGCUUGUGGAGAUCCUAUCCCAAGCAAGCAUGGCAACUUCUGAAGUAUGUACCGUACUGUAUAAGAACACGUGGAUGUCUCCAGUUUACAUUUACUUAACGAACGGCACCCUGCCCCACGACAAGUCUCAGGCACGGAAGCUGCGAUACCGAUCGGCAAGAUAUGUAGUCAUCAAUGAUAUCAUCUACAGGCGCGGCUACACUACUCCGUAUCUGAAAUGCAUCACUGCUGAACAAGGGGACUACGUCCUUCGGGAGAUCCAUGGCGGUGUAUGUGGUGACCAUUUGGGGUCCCGGUCGCUGGCACAUAAGGCUUUUCGGCAAGGAUAUUAUUGGUCGACUAUGCGCUAG
Messenger RNA from Prunus armeniaca (apricot), 1356 nucleotides. NCBI's taxonomy places the organism in Eukaryota, Viridiplantae, Streptophyta, Magnoliopsida, Rosales, Rosaceae. The record is from the annotation of a GenBank genome assembly.